Molecule: messenger RNA, 600 nt
Organism: Rhizophagus irregularis DAOM 181602=DAOM 197198
Lineage: Eukaryota; Fungi; Glomeromycota; Glomeromycetes; Glomerales; Glomeraceae
Source: RefSeq, a predicted model, not a curated record
AUGGAAAUUGAAUUAGACUUUUUUCAAAUACCACGUCCAAUAUCAUCUACGAUUGAUAAAAUAGCGAUUUCAAAAGUAAAUGAAUUAGUAAACACUUUUAAAGAUUUAAUAAAAGAAGUAGCGGAGUAUUAUAUGAGGAAGAAUUCUUUCAGGGGGUUCGAGGCUGAAAUUGAUAUUUGUUUUCUUGAUAAUGGACAAGCGACCGUAAAGGCCGGAUUGGAUAAUACUUUAACAGAUGCAUUUGAAUCUUCAAAGCAUUAUGCUUAUAAUAUAAUGUCAGUUUAUAAAAAUGAAAUUAAGAAAUGUCUAGAAGCAGAAUAUCCAGAAUUGACAUGGACGGAUGAUCAUAAGGUUGGUUCCGUUCAAUAUUACAAAAUCAAGCUAACUAUUAGAUGGAAUUUAGACUAUGAUAAAAUCCUCAGUAGUUCUUGUAUGUCCUAAUUUUUAUAGAUUAAUUAAUUUAUUUCAAUUAGUUAUAAUAAUUUUGUUGAUAUUAAAAAAAAAGUCUGUGUUUAAUGUAUAAUGAUGUACUUUUUAGAAACACAAAAAUUUCUUUUACUGUAUUGAUGUUGCUUUUAUCAUAUAAUUAAUUUAAUGGAU